Corticium candelabrum is the source of this 4580-nucleotide messenger RNA. RefSeq lists its product as uncharacterized. The transcript has 18 exons. NCBI's taxonomy places the organism in Eukaryota, Metazoa, Porifera, Homoscleromorpha, Homosclerophorida, Plakinidae. Bases 1 to 4368 code for a protein of 1455 amino acids. Gene Ontology annotation, biological process: signal transduction; nucleoside metabolic process. The record is from RefSeq and is a predicted model, not a curated record. Gene Ontology annotation, molecular function: catalytic activity; ADP binding; protein binding.
AUGGCCAAACGAGAUUAUUUUGAUGUGCUAAUUGUUUGCCCUCGGGAGUCAGAUCUCCAGGUGGCACUUGAUGUGUUUCAGCACGAAACAAGCAGCACGUUUGAAGGAGCUCACACUGAUCUUCCUUACAACGUCCGUUUAUGUCGUGGAUGGAACGGUUUGCCAUUUACUAUUGCCAUGGUAGCUCAGAUAGAAUGUGAUGGCAUUGAAACCAUGAAGCUUGUUGCCGACUUGGCAAAGCAUUUCUCUGUUGGUUUGAUUGCGAUGACGGGCAUUUGUUCAGGAGAAGAAGACAGGAACAAAGGAAUAGAGUAUGGGACAGUUGUGGUGGCGAAGAGAACGACAACGGAAUGUGAGGGGUUGAAGAAGGCAGACGGAACUUUUCAACCUCGUGCUCGCUACAUAAAAUUGAAUAAAACGCUGUUUCCGUCAUUAAAUGAGCUUGUCCAGACAAGAAAGAAUCGCAAGUGGUUAUCAUAUGUUCCUGAUAAAUUAUAUCGUCCUAGUCCACGAUAUGUAAAGGACUUGUUGCUGAAGUGUGUUUUAGACCAACAGCCAAUUGCAAAGAAGAUGCUUCUAACAAAUGUGGUGCUCAAGCUUCCAAGCCUCACUAAACUCAACAUCAACGAGACCUUGGAGAAGAUGCAAAAAGAACAGGAACCAUUGGUGCAUGGAGAACGUACAACUCGAGAAUACAAGUCAACUAAAGCAGGAGAGCUGUAUCCUCAUGACCAAGUCGAAUUUCCUUGUGAGGACAAUACCAUUACUGUUAUAGCUGCAUCAAUAGGAUCAAUGUCAAUGGAGACUGAGAAACUUGACACAGAAAUGAGAGAAGUGAGACUGCGUAUGGCAGAUCACGACAUCAAAGCUAUUGAUAGAGAAUCUCAUUUCUUUAUGGAACAAGCAACAGCCAGCUUCAGCCCAGGAUUGCCAGCUGUGAUGAAAGGAAUAUCUGAUUAUGGUACCGAGGCCAGCAAGCUGAGCUAUUAUGAACCUUAUGCUACUUGUACAUCAGCUGCAUUUUUGAGACAUUUUAUCACUGAAAAGAAGUCUGUCAUCAGUCGUUGGUCAAGGGAAAGUCAGCUCUUUGAUUUGUCUGCUGUUGUGGAUGGCUUUUGGCGUGAUUUGGCAAAACGUUUGAACUUGAGCAAUGAUGAUAUUGAAAUGGUAGAAUUGGAGGUUCAUACGAAGAGAGAGCAAGCACAUGGCAUGCUAUGCAAAUGGCAUCUCAAGUUUGGAGACAAUGCAAAAAUAGAGAUUGUGAAGGAGGCGAUGAAACACAUUGAAGAAAAGAAUGAAGCUGAAGCUGUUAACAGUACAGUGUUUCCUAUUCAGCUAAUGGAAGAAAAACAAUUUUGUGGGCGCAAGAUAGAAUUGACAAGUUUGGCCAACACACUGUGGGGAGGAAAACCUCCAGAUGUGUGUACUGCAUUUGAGUUUUGUUGUGUGGUGGUUAAAGGAAUGGGUGGAAUGGGGAAAUCAUCUUUGAUUGCUAAAUAUGCAUUGCUAUGGAAACACUUGUAUAGCAAUGGAGUGCUCUAUUUUAAUGCAGAAUCAUGGGCGACACUUACAAGCUCAGUCAUAUACAAUCUCUCAGUGUUGUGUCUAACUUCCGUUGCAUGUCGACAAAGUCAAUUUGAAAACAUCAGCAACAAUCCGUUAGAAGUUAUCAAUGAAGAGCUGCUUGAUCACGUCAACAAGCGUCACAAAAUGCUGCUGGUUUAUGAUGGUGCAGAUGAUCUCUCAUUCUUGCCUAAAGUUCUUCCUCGCUCGUCUUCUCGUGUCCACGUAUUGAUCACAACUCGAUGUGAUGAUUGUUCAGCGUUGCAGCAAGUAAGUCAUGUCAUCUCUCUUGGUUGUUUGGAAGAUGAAGAUGCUGUGUCAGCUCUAUCCAAAUGGUCUGGUCGCCAACCAUUCAACAGUCAAGAAAAAGCAGCAAUAACUAAGUUAGCGAUCCGGCCUCCCAUAGAAAAGCUACCAAUUGCUCUUGCUCAUGCAGGCACAUAUGUGAGAAAGGCUCGUCUUAGUUAUGAUGAAUAUUACAAAUUGCUGCAAACAGAAGAAGUAAAACUUGAGGCAUUGGCAUUGGAUUUCGACAAGCUUUUGCGUUACUUCAAUGCCGGUUGCCUUCAUGAAGAACUCUUGCUAGCUCGUUUAAGUAAUCCUGCUGAUUUGAAAAGGUUGACCGACAUGGAGAUUGAUGGAUUGAAUAUGAGUGAACGCAACAAAAAUGUUGUCAAAUAUAUGAGAAAUUUUUUGUCUUCAAGUCAUGUUCAUCUGACGUGGCAGAUGGACAUUGACUUGCUGGCAAGAGAGAAUCCAAAAGCAUUGUCACUCCUUAAGUAUGCAUCAUUUCUGUCUUCAAGGGACAUUCCAGAGAAGCUAGUUCGUCCUCUCGUGUUUCGUGAUGCUGCUCAGUAUGAGUACAGUUUGUGUGUCUCAGCUUUGUCUUCACACAAUUUGGUUGAAUGGUUCGAGACUGCAGGAGGUUACACUUUAAAUAUUCAUCCAUUGGUGCAGUCAACAGUGAUGGAACGCAUGCAUCAGCAACUCGGUGAGACAGAAUGUAAACUAACUGACCUUUGCAAACGUUUGUUCUCUCAACUUCCUAAAUGCGACAAAGAUUUUAUGACUUUCCCAGCUGAUGAUCGAUCUCAACUCGUUUCUCACUUGUGUUCUUUGGCUAAAAAUGUGUUGCUAGCUGGUGUUGUAGAAGAGACCUGCUUAAGCUUAGCCUUGUACGCAGUGAAUAUAUCCAUGCAUUUUCAGCCAGCUGAGAUGACUUGCUAUUUGAGUGAAAAAUUGUGCAGCUUUAUAAGUCAGUCACAGUUUGAAUUAGACGAAGACAAGUACUUGAUUUUACUAUCAGCAAUGAACAUGGUGGGAGGGGCACAUUAUCAGAAGUUGAAGGUAAAAGAGGCACUAGCUGUGGCGAUGGAAGCAAAGAAGAUUAUUGAUGGGUUAAGACAAGACCAGAGGAAUGAUCUGUAUGGACAACAUAGAAAUGUGCUGUUGAAUAUCAUCGGUUGCUAUCAGCUGCAAAGAAACUUUGAAAAGGCAGUAUUUUAUCUAAAAGAGCUGAAGUCGCAGUUGAAAAGUACUGGGAAACCACUAAAGAUUGAAUAUGCGGAAAUUGAAUGCAAAAUGGGAGAAAUCUACUAUUAUUGGGAUAAACUGGACAAGGCGAAUGAAUUCUUUCUACGGGCCUUGGAAUACGUGGACGAGCUAGAUGAAUGUGAGCAGAUGGACAUUAUGAGAGAGCUAGGAACGUAUUUUAUAAAAAUGAAAGACUUCGAGAAGGCAGCUGAGUUAUUGAAUGCGUCACUUGACAUUCUUCGCAGAACCACUCCCAACGACCUCAUCGAGAUUUCUGGAAUUUUGACUACGAUUUCAGAAUGUGAACUUGGCAGAGCUAAUGGAUCGAAAGACAGACUUACUAGGGCAUUGGAAUUAUCAAAAGAAGCCUUGGUUAUAUUGGAGUCUCUAGUACCACCAGAGAGUUUUUCUAUUUAUGUUUGCAAACGACAAGUUGCAAAAUGCUACAGGAAUUUAGGAAACAUGGAUGCGUGCUUAAGAGUACUGAAUGAAUGCAUAGACGUUCAAGAAGCACAUAUGCCGGAUUCACGUAGAAUUUUAUGUAAUGUAAUAGACCAAUUAGGAGAUGUACACUUGCGUGAAGACAAUCUGGCUGAAGCUCUCAAGUGGCGCAAGAAGGCACUAGAGCUGUACCAUCAAUCGCAGGAUUCUUCAUAUGAUGCGGAUGUUGCUUCUACUCAUGACUGGAUCGGUGAGAUAUAUCUUGAGAUGGCGAACUACAGUGAUGCUCUAAAGCAUUUUAAACAGUGUCUAGAUAUUCUAGAACAGAAGCAUUUACCAACUGAUUCAGUCUAUUUGUCCCUUGCACUUGUUCAUUGGAAGAAGUUUGAAAGUUUGCAAAAGGAGAAAAUUUUGGAAAUGUCACACGUUUAUGAAGCACAAGAUGCAUUUAUGAAAUCUCUCAAAGUACUGUUAUAUAUUCCAAGUUCUAGUCAAGACGACUCGAGCAUGAAAUGUUUGAUGUGGCUCGGAAGGACAUAUGAGAUAAUAAUUGAUAACGAAACUGUCAUGAACAAGGCUACUGCACUAAGACUGAUAGCAAGGAAAGCAUAUGCUAGAAGAGAUUAUGCAAGAGCCAAGAAAUUGCUUUACAUGGAAAAGAAAGUUCGACUCGGUGCUCGGUCUCUAGACCAAAUGGCAAGAGCAAUAGUACUGCACGACAUCGGUUUAUGUCAGUUGCGUCUUUUGAAGUUCGACAAAGCUGAAAAGAUGUUUUCUAGCACACUGAAACUUGUUCAAGAAUUGAGACCCGUAGAGCAUAAAGAUCUUUAGAUUUCAUACGUCAGAAAUCUCAUUAGGUUACUUCAGCUGAGCAAAUUGAUUAAGACACUAAGUGAAGAUACUCUACGGCUUAACUAGAGUAAAACAUUAGCUAAAUUUUGCUGUCUUAGAUAACCUUAUCUUAUGAAAGACAUUCUUAUGAUUAGAGUCAUGCUAACUGCACCAUUAGAGAUAUUGAAAUAUAUAUACUCACAAAAACUAAA